AAAAAGACUAUUUGAAAACAAGGUGAAAUUUGUCAUGGACACACCAAGAGAUGGUUCGGCCACCCCGGCCCCUAACACGACGACCACUAAACAGCCGUCAAUGAUAUACAUAUGUGGGGAUUGCCAUCAAGAAAAUGAAAUCACCCCAAAGGUCCCCAUCAGAUGUCGAGAAUGUGGGUACAGAAUUGUAUACAAAAAGAGAACAAAAAGAGCUGUCGUCCUAGAUGGCCGCUAAAUUUUUCUUGAAUUGAAUAAACAACUUUUUUUUAAUUGGUAGUAAAUAAAUAAAUGAAAGACAACUCUUAUUGCCUUUUUUGAUAUGAUAUUUCUGUGUGCAUAUAUAGGAUGAAUAUAAAAACAAAGAUUUUCAUUUAAUUGUGUGAUUGAAAAAACGAUGUGUAUCGAUAGAUCUGGCAUUUGUAUGUAUAUAUAUAUAAAUAAAAAUGUUGAUGUCAUCCAAAAAAAUAAAUCCAUGUGUCAUGAUUUCUGCACAAGACUACCUCACUUACUUAAGAAGAAUAAAUCGAUGCAGCUGUAUGCCACCAAAGUGUUGUUGUUCAACUCGCCAGGAACUAAACUUCCAGUUAAUUUAUUGAAGAAAGAAAAUACAUCAAAAUGAAUUAUGUAUAAACUAAAUUUAAAACAAUAUUUAUGAUUUUUUUUUCAUUUAAGGACACGAGGGAUUAGUGCUUUCACCACAUGCUCCCCUUGCUUCGUGAUGGCUUAGUGGUUAAGGUCACCUGGUGCCGUUUCGCAGUGCGUGUAGUCACCGGGUUCGAAUAGAUCUU
Messenger RNA from Helobdella robusta, 788 nucleotides. RefSeq lists its product as hypothetical. The record is from RefSeq and is a predicted model, not a curated record. The transcript has a single exon. Gene Ontology annotation, biological process: DNA-templated transcription. Gene Ontology annotation, molecular function: DNA-directed RNA polymerase activity; DNA binding; zinc ion binding. Gene Ontology annotation, cellular component: RNA polymerase II, core complex; RNA polymerase III complex; RNA polymerase I complex. The coding region runs from base 35 to 235 and encodes 66 amino acids. NCBI's taxonomy places the organism in Eukaryota, Metazoa, Annelida, Clitellata, Rhynchobdellida, Glossiphoniidae.